AUGAUAAACAUUCCAAAUCAUCUCUCUUUUAUCCACCUCAAUGUUCAAAGUAUACAGCACAAACUUGAUAUCCUUUACACAGAACUAUGUGACUUUGACAUUCUCGCCUUUUCAGAAACUUGGCUUAACAAUUCUGUUCCUACAGAAGAUCUGCUAUUAUCAUCUUUUCAUACGCCUGAACGCAGAGAUCGGGUGGGUUAUACCUACGGCGGUGUUAUCUUGUAUAUUAAAGACAGUCUUCACUAUCGGAGGAGGCUUGAUUUAGAGUUGAAUCGUUUGGAAUGUAUAUGGGUGGAAAUAACGUUAUACAGUAACAGACAUAUUCUGUUCGGAGUGUUUUAUCGUCCUCCAAAUUCUGAUACUAUUUACAACAAUCUUGUUGAGGAUUCUAUCGGUCUUGCAAUUGAUACAAAUAUAUCUGAUGUCAUAAUAACCGGUGACUUCAACUACAAUGUAUUCAGUCCGAUAACAAAUCGCAAAAUUAUUUCUAUCACACAACAAUUUAAUCUUGAGCAACUAAUUGAUCAGCCAACUCAUUUUACCGAACACUCCGAAUCUUUGAUUGAUCUUAUUUUUGUUUCCAACAAGAACAACGUUCUCUAUUCUGGUGUUGGUGAACACUUUCUUGACCAAGAACAAAGAUAUCACACUCCUGUAUUUGGACUUCUUAAAUUUCAAAAACCAAAACGCCACUGCUUUGAUAGACUUAUUUGGGAAUACGACCGCGGUGACUAUGAUAGUUUGAGAGAUGCUGUCAAAAAUCAUCCAUGGGAUAACUACAUUGAUGUAGAUAUCAACACAUAUGCCAAUAAAGUAAUAACAACUAUAUCUGACCUUGCAAAACAAAACAUUCCUAACAAGACUAUUAAAGUAAGACCCCUUGAUGUACCUUGGAUGACAAAUGACAUUCGAAGAAAUAUACGUAAACGCAAACGUUUAUACAGAAAGGCCAGAAUAACAUCAACACAACACUACUGGCAAAAAUUUAGAACAGUUCGAAACGAAACAAUCCUAAUGAUACGCGAGGCCAAAUCAAAUUAUUUUCUUAAACUUUCUGACAAACUCAAACGCGGUUCUCUAUCGUCCAAGGAUUGGUGGAAAACUCUUAAAUCCAUUACUUUUAAACCAAAUAAGAUAAACAUUCCCCCUCUUCAAGACCUUAACACCACCCAAACAACAUACCUUGAUAAGGCUAAUCUUCUUAACGACUACUUUGUUCAGCAAACAAAUAUUGACGACGACAAUAGAGAAGCACCUGAACUCGGCCCUCCCAACUCCUUGUCCUUUCUAUCUGAUCUAAUUCUACGCCCAGUCGAAGUUGAAGAUGUCCUCAAAUCAUUACAAGUUGACAAAGCAGCUGGACCAGAUGUUAUCAGUAACAAACUCCUACGAGAAAUUUCACAUGAGCUCUCCUUCCCUCUUUGUAAAUUAUUCAAUGCAUCUUUACAAUCUUGUACACUGUCGUCAGCUUGGAAAGUGGCCCAUGUAACUGCUAUUCACAAGAAAAGCGAUGCAUCACUUCCAAGCAAUUAUCGGCCAAUUUCUCUUUUAAACACAACUGAAAAGGUGUUCGAACGUCUGGUUUUUAAACACGUCUUUAAUCAUCUUCAAGAUAUCAACUUUCUAACUACAGCUCAGUCCGGUUUCAUUCCUGGUGACUCUACUGUCAAUCAACUGGUCCUCAUUUACGAAACACUUUGCAAAGCUCUUGAUGAUGGGCUGGAAGUUCGUGUCGUUUUCUUUGACAUAAGUAAAGCCUUUGACAAAAUUUUACACAUUGACGACCCUUUCGACCGAAAUAAAGAUUUAGCAGAUGGACACGUUACAAGGAUAUCUGGCGGUUUAGCAAGAUAUGUGGAUAAUACAUAG
This is a messenger RNA of Mercenaria mercenaria, 1869 nucleotides long. RefSeq lists its product as uncharacterized. NCBI's taxonomy places the organism in Eukaryota, Metazoa, Mollusca, Bivalvia, Venerida, Veneridae. The coding region runs from base 1 to 1869 and encodes 622 amino acids. The record is from RefSeq and is a predicted model, not a curated record. The transcript has 2 exons. Gene Ontology annotation, molecular function: catalytic activity.